AUGACCUCUUUCGCUUACGUGGUGAUGUUGGUACUGGUCGACAUAUACCCCCUGGUGUCCGUGUGCUGGAAAUGGCAGAUAACCCAGCUGCCAGAUGGUUUGGCAAAAGAGAGGAAGACGUGCAAAGGCUCAAGAAGGAGAACGAGGCUCUGAGGGCGAUAGUAGGAGACGGUGUAUCUGCCGCUUCUUCAGUAGCUUCAGGCGCUGGACUUGUUCCCAAAGAAACCGUAGAUACCUUGGCACAAGAAAAGUUGGAACUCGAGCAUACUAUCAAGGAGAAGGAAAAACGUCUUUUGCGGCUACAACAGGCUGAGGAAUUUAAGACGACAGUCACAUCGCUGCUGGGAUGGAAGUUCCGGUUCCAGCAGAAUGGGGCCGUGCAGCUUACGUCUGUCUAUGAUCCAAAGGCUCUCAUCGUCUUUUCACCACCCAGCAAGUCAAGGAAAGGUGCAAGCUCCAACCCACUCGAAGGAGAAGACAUCAAAGUACAGCUAAUUGCCGAGGAAGCACCUCCAGAAGUACAGGAACUGUAUAGAACCUGGGUUGCUGGAUUCAAGUGUGUACCUGGUUUCUUGGGAAGUUUAACCGUGCAGCUAUUUGAGGCAUCUCCAGAGGGAGCAGCGAAGUUACGAGGCAACGCAUAG
Molecule: messenger RNA, 644 nt
Organism: Acaulospora colombiana
Lineage: Eukaryota; Fungi; Glomeromycota; Glomeromycetes; Diversisporales; Acaulosporaceae
Source: the annotation of a GenBank genome assembly